Emericellopsis atlantica is the source of this 1995-nucleotide messenger RNA. RefSeq lists its product as uncharacterized. The record is from RefSeq and is a predicted model, not a curated record. Gene Ontology annotation, biological process: intra-Golgi vesicle-mediated transport; endoplasmic reticulum to Golgi vesicle-mediated transport; endocytosis. The transcript has 3 exons. Bases 1 to 1995 code for a protein of 664 amino acids. Lineage: Eukaryota; Fungi; Ascomycota; Sordariomycetes; Hypocreales; Bionectriaceae. Gene Ontology annotation, cellular component: Golgi apparatus. Gene Ontology annotation, molecular function: protein binding; GTPase activator activity.
AUGUCUACAGCUCUGAGCAAGCGUCAGCAGGCGCGCAACGAGAAGACGCUGAAGGAGCUCGUGCAGAAUGUAGCUGGAAACAAUAUUUGCGCUGACUGUCACGCCCGCAACCCUGCUUGGGCAUCUUGGAGUUUAGGAGUCUUCCUCUGCAUGCGAUGUGCGGCUAUCCAUCGCAAGCUGGGGACGCACAUUUCAAAAGUCAAGUCAUUGAGCAUGGACAGCUGGUCGAACGAGCAGGUCGACAACAUGCGCAAGGUUGGCAACGUGGUGUCGAACCAGAUCUAUAACCCCGAACGAAAGAAGCCACCUGUAUCAGUCGACGUGGACGAGGCCGACUCGGCAAUGGAGCGCUUCAUCCGAGCAAAGUACAUGAACAACAAUGCCGGUACAAGCCAGGGUGGAAAACACACGAGGCCGCUCUCCGAUGAAGGCGUACCGCCCCCUCUGCCGCCAAAGAACUCUUCCAAGUUCAGCCUCCGCUCGGCUGCGUCAAUUUUCCCCUCGCGACUGCGAAAGGACCCUACGCCCUCUCCCACCAUCGACAACAGACCAUCCUCGCAUGGCUCGGCAGGCAAGGUGACGCGUGUAUUUGGCGCUUCCGUCAACUACGAUGACGGCGACGACAUGGAGAGGAAGUUGGCAAAGAUGCGCGACAUGGGGUUCAACGACGCGCAGCGCAACGCCAUUGUGCUCAAGGGGGUGAACGGCAACCUGGAGCGCGCAAUCGAGUCCAUGGUGCGACUUGGCGAAAGCGGUCGUAAGUCGCCUGCCCCGGCGCCACCUCCGCACGAUGGGACUUUGCGCACAUCCAAGUCGAUGACACCUUUGGGCGGAGGCGUUGGUCUAUCUCUCAAUGGUCGGAGUGGCAGCACCUCACCAAGGGUCCAGUCGAACAACCCCUUUGAUGCCAUGUCGCUGCCAGCACCGCUUCAAACGGCCCAAUCUACCGGCAAUCUCCAAACCAACAACCCGUACCAGCAGUCUUACCAUCAGUCUUCAAACCCUUUUCAGGCGCCACAGCAGCAGACGGAUCAUUUCGCGCAAGCCUUUCAACAGCUUGACAUCUCGUCCGCCCACCAGCCGCAGCCUCUGUUUCCCAAUAGGACAGGUGGGCUGACACCCCAGGCCGUGAACCCUCCUCAGUUCCCACCACAUAUGGCUCCCUCAGCCCCGGCAAGCCCUCACUUAUAUCAACAGAUGGGCUUCCAGGCUGUGUCCUACCCACAAGCCGCGCCCUUGCAGCAACAAGCGACAGGGUACAAUCCAUUCCUUCCCAACACUCCGAACAGUGCCCAGUCACCCCAGACUCAGUACCAGUAUCCUCCGCCGCAUAACCAAUAUGUCAAUACUGGAAGUGUGCCACAGCAGUACCAGCAACAGCAACAACUAUUACAAGAGCAACAUACCCCCACAAGCAAUCCUUUCGGGCCCCGUUCGCCUACAAGAGUGGCCUCCCCAACUGGUCUGGGCCAGAUCCCUGAACAAACACAAACGUCCUACCAGAGCGCAGUUUACCAGAGUCCAGCGGCCAUGCCACCUCAAGCGGGGGCAAACAACCCAUUCUUCACGAGCCCUGCAGAGACGUCAACCCAGAUGUACGGCCAGCAAGGGUACUAUCAGCCGCCCAGGCAAGAUAAAGCGUCCAUUAUGGCGCUAUACGGACUUGGUGGGCCCCAACAGUCCAUGUCCACUGAUACCACGCACUCGCCACCCAUCCAGUCGCAAUCGAUUCCGGAGGAUCAUCCUGUGCCACCACAGCAACACCAAGAACCACCUCCUCAGGCAGCGCCACAGAGGAACGCGACCCAGCCUCUGCCGCAGACAACCAGCAACAACCCAUUCAUGCCCAAGCCGGCGGCAGCUGCUGUUGCGCCCAGCGACCCAUUUUCGUCGAAACGGAGUCGCGAAAGCGUGAAUCUAGGUAUGGACAUGGCUUGGACUAAUGGGCGGCACAGUCCAGACGCAUUCGCAAGCUUGAGCGCGCGCCACGGUUGA